GUAGAGCUGCAAAUAAACAGGCAGGAGCUAGGUGCAUGUGCCACACUCACGCAAGACCUGGAAUUGAUAGGAGGACUCCCAACUAGUAAAAUGACAGAAGAUAAGGUCACUGGGACCUUGGUUUUCACUGUCGUCACUGCUGCACUGGGUUCCUUCCAGUUUGGAUAUGACAUUGGUGUGAUCAACGCACCUCAACAGACAAUAAUAUCUCACUAUAGACAUGUUUUGGGUGUUCCACUGGAUGACCGAAAAGCUAUCAACAACUAUGUUAUCAACAGUACAGAUGAACUUCCCACAAUCCCAUACUCAAUGAGCCCAGAACCAACCCCUUGGACUGAGGAAGAGACUGUGGCAGCUACUAACCUAAUCACCAUGUUCUGGUCCCUGUCUGUAUCCAGCUUUGCAGUUGGUGGAAUGAUUGCAUCAUUCUUUGGUGGGUGGCUUGGGGACACACUUGGAAGAAUCAAAGCCAUGUUAGUAGCAAACAUUCUUUCAUUAGUCGGAGCUCUCUUGAUGGGGUUUUCAAAAUUGGGGCCAUCUCAUAUACUUAUAAUUGCUGGAAGAAGCAUAUCAGGACUAUAUUGUGGGCUAAUCUCAGGCCUGGUUCCUAUGUAUAUUGGUGAAAUUGCUCCAACCAGUCUGAGGGGCGCGCUUGGCACUUUGCAUCAGCUGGCCAUUGUCACAGGCAUUCUUGUUAGUCAGAUUGUUGGUCUUGAAUUUAUCCUGGGCAAUCACGAUCUGUGGCAUAUCCUGCUCGGCCUGUCUGCUGUGCGAGCCAUCCUUCAGUCUGUGCUACUCUUUUUCUGUCCAGAAAGCCCCAGAUACCUUUACAUCAAGUUAGAUGAGGAAGUCAAAGCAAAGAAAAGCUUGAAAAGACUCAGAGGAUAUGAUGAUGUCACCAAAGACAUUAAUGAAAUGAGAAAAGAAAGAGAAGAGGCAUCAAGAGAGCAGAAAGUCUCUAUAAUUCAGCUUUUCACCAAUUCUAACUACCGACAGCCUAUUCUAGUGGCACUGAUGCUGCACAUGGCUCAGCAAUUUUCCGGAAUCAAUGGGAUUUUUUACUACUCAACCAGCAUUUUUCAGACGGCUGGUAUCAGCAAACCUGUGUAUGCAACCAUUGGAGUUGGUGCUAUAAACAUGAUUUUCACUGCUGUCUCUGUAUUCCUCGUGGAGAAGGCAGGGCGACGUUCUCUCUUUCUAAUUGGAAUGAGCGGGAUGUUUGUUUGUGCCAUCUUCAUGUCCGUGGGACUUGUACUGCUGAAUAAGUUAUCUUGGAUGAGUUACGUGAGCAUGAUAGCCAUCUUCCUCUUUGUCAGCUUCUUUGAAAUUGGGCCAGGCCCGAUCCCCUGGUUCAUGGUGGCUGAGUUUUUCAGUCAAGGACCCCGUUCUGCUGCAUUAGCAAUAGCUGCCUUCAGCAACUGGACCUGCAAUUUCAUUGUAGCUCUGUGUUUCCAGUACAUUGCGGACUUCUGUGGACCUUAUGUGUUUUUCCUCUUUGCUGGAGUGCUCCUGGCCUUUACCCUGUUUACAUUUUUUAAAGUUCCAGAAACCAAAGGAAAGUCUUUUGAGGAAAUUGCUGCAGAAUUCCAAAAGAAGAGUGGCUCAGCCCACAGGCCAAAAGCUGCCGUAGAAAUGAAAUUCCUAGGAGCUACAGAGACUGUGUAAAAAACAGACAAAACAAAACAAAAAACCCUGCUUUUUGACAUGAACAGAAACAAUAAGGGAACCGUCUGCUUUUAAAUGACGAUUCCUUGAGCAUUGUAUAUCCGCAUCUUGAAGUAUUGUUUUAUUUUUAUGUGCUCUCAUCAGAAAUGUCAUCAAAUAUUACCAAAAAAGUAUUUUUUUAAGUUAGAGAAUAUAUUUUUGAUGGUAAGACUGAAUUAAGUAGCCAAAAAGGCUAGCAUAUUUUGUUACACUAAAAGGCAGGUGGUUCUAAUAUUCUUAGCUCUGUUCUUUGUAACAAGGCUUUGAGUUACAGUUUGUUUUGCUUUUUAAUUGAGCACAGCCUGGUUUUCACAGGCACUCAAACAAUCAUGAGACAGACAUUUUGUAUAUUACCUCAAACUCCUAAUACGUUUAAUCAAAUCUAAUGCAAGAAAAUUUGAAGUAGAGGAUUGAUCAGUUUGUUAAAAAUAUUUUCUGAAUUAUUACGUCUCAAAAUAAGUUGAAAAGGUAGGGUUGGAGCAUUCCUGAGUGUGGGCUUCUGAAACUUCACAUAAAUGUUCAACUUCAGACUUUAUCAAAAUCCCUAUUUAAUUUUCCUGGAAAGACUGAUUGCUUUACAGUAUGUUCCUAACAUAGAAUAAUCCCCUCCUUCGACAUUUCCUUCUAUGUCUUAGCUGUAUACAGAUUCUACCCAAACUAUUCUAUGGCCAUGACUAACAUGUAUUGUACGCUAUCAAUCUGCCUUUGUCUUCAUAGGCAAAUUGGAAAUACAUAGGUGAUUAAACAGACUGUAGCUUACAGUCAAUUUUACAAUUAUGGAAAUACAGUUCUGAUGGGUCCCAAAAGCUUAGCAAGGUGCUAACGUAUCUGUAGGCUGUUUUCUCCACCAAGUGGAGCCCUGAUCAAUCUUUAUGUUUGCUUUAAUGUGUACUGAAGAAAGGCACUUUUUAAAAAGUAAUCUUUAAGAGGGAAAAAAUUGAACAACCACUGAACAUUUGCCUUGUUUUCUAAAGUUGCUCACAUGUAAUGUAGCAGUCCAAACAACAAGAAAUUGUUUCUUUUCAGUUUGAUUCAUUUCUCCUUUGGGUCAAUUUGGGAUAAACUAUUUUCACUUGGAACUUCAGGAUACAGUCAAAAUGAGCUUAAAGAACUCAGGACAUCUUUGUGCUAAACUGUGAACUCUGGACAAAAAUAUAGGGUCUCUGAAUAGGGCAGGAACAGGACAGUGGCUCCUGGGUGGCUCUUGUAUGCUUCUUCAGGAUGCUGAUGGCCUUUGGGAAGCCCGGUGUUAACACCGGUAAAGGAGCUUAACAUUUUUAUAGGCGAAAUAUGUGAUUUAAUAAAAUCACUAUUCCUGAUCUAAUUCACUAACAGAAUAAAGUAGCAAAGAUUUAAAUGACCACUUUUAAGUGCUUACUUACUAUUUGACUGGCCCACAAACACCAGAAAUUCAGACUCUAAAGUUUUCUGCCCCAGAGAGAUUUAAGUGCCUUAUACUGCUUCCCUUCUACAACAUUUUCCUUACAGAGAUUCAUGUGAGUUGAAAAGAAACAUUAAAGGGAAAUAGGAAGUUGAUGAAGCUUUAUAGGAGGACCAAAGAAUUGCCUUACUAUAAUAAAAAUCUUAGGUCUUCAGUGGUAUUAUUUUUCAAUCAUAAUAACAAAUAAAGUUGAUGUUAAUUAAUUAGAUUUUAUCCCAGAGAAAUUAGAUGUGAGUUUAAACACCUAAUUCUCCAGGUACUCUAUCAUUUUGGUGGAAGUAUUUCUAUAUGCUAACAUCUUUACAAAUGUGAUUUUUCUCUUAGCUUGUUUGAAAUAUGAGAAUAGACUUUAUGGUCUGGCAUUCACCUGCUACAUCUAGCAUUGCCCACUGUCAUGACUCCCAGGAAAAAGUCCCAUUUUAGCUUCCUCCUCCCUACUUUCCCCUACGUGGUCAGCACCAUAAUGCAACUAAGGUGUAAUAAGACAUUGCUCCUUCCCCCUACACUUUAAGGAGCUCACAGUCUAACUGGGAUUUCAGGAAGGCCAGCGUAUUAAUACCCCCAUCUGUGUCUUUUGCCUUCCAUGAACCUGGGCUUCCAGCCCUCUCUUGUAAAAUGGGCACAGUACUAUUACCUACCUCAGAGAGUUGUGAGGAUUAAACACAAAGUGCUAAGCACAGUGACUGGUACAAAGAGAGUACUGAAUACAUGCUACCUAGAACUAGUAUUCAUAGCAAUACCGUUAGAAUCAAGGACUACCAUAUAUGAGAUAGCUCCAAAUUUUUGUUUUAAAUAAAAGGAGUUUCAUAAGUUCAAGAUAAUAGUUUCUUCAAAGAAACAAUGUCACAACAAUGAGGAAAUGGUAAGAAUCAGGAGAGAAUCUUACCUGGCAGGGGAGAUACCAUGAUCCCAAAGGUGGUUUUCCUAGAGCAAGGCUCAUCCAUUACGUGCCGGACGUGCUGACCUCUGCCAUUUCCCCAAACGUGGGAAAUCCAACUGCAGAAUUUAUAGCAGUGGGGGACUGUGUUCACACUCUCCCCUGAAAACAACAACAACAACAAAGAAUCAGGAGAGAUACUAGGCUAAUUCUUAAAUCCAAACCUGAUAUUUCUAAGUAAGAUUAUAAGAGUUUUUUAUUGUAUUUUUUGAGUUUGCUUUUGCAUAAGUUAUGUUAUUUUUAUGAGGUCUAUAUGCACUAUUAUUUCUUGGAAUAAUACUAAUUAUAAAACAAAAUUCUGUCUAUCAUAUUUAAAUGUAAUUUAAUAGAAUUAUAAUCACCAGACAAGACCAAACCUUGUUGAUAAUCCUCAGUAAUUGCAUAAGAGGUAUAUACAUUUAGGCCAGCAUAUAUGCAUAAACUACUUCUUAUUGCUAGCUUAAUUGUUCCAUAUGUAGCAAAUAUAGCAGGUCAGCAGUAUCUUGUGCAUACAGGGUCCUAAGCAGAGGUGAUGAGUCAAGUGUAAAUAUAUAUAUAUUUGGGGUUUUUUUUCAUUGCAGUUGUAUAUUAGUGACCUGGGAGAAAACAUUUAUUGACAACCACUCUGAUCCAUCUGCUGCUAUUUUUACUGCUUUCUAUUUGGUACGUAUUAAAAAGAAUGACUAUGAAAAGAAACUACUUUGAGUUAAAAGUAUAUAUAUACAAUAGUUUGUUAUCAAUAAAUAUAUUUCUGAA
This is a messenger RNA of Callithrix jacchus (white-tufted-ear marmoset), 4817 nucleotides long. It is a transcript of the gene SLC2A2, whose product is annotated as solute carrier family 2 member 2. Gene Ontology annotation, molecular function: D-glucose transmembrane transporter activity. Gene Ontology annotation, biological process: dehydroascorbic acid transport. Gene Ontology annotation, cellular component: brush border; plasma membrane. Lineage: Eukaryota; Metazoa; Chordata; Mammalia; Primates; Cebidae. The record is from RefSeq and is a predicted model, not a curated record.